GUAUUUUGCUCAAUUUUAUUUUUUUUAUGCUUGAUAGAUCAAUACCAUGCGUAAGAAAUUUCAUAAUUUCAUUUCUAAUUUUUUUUAAUAGAAAAAUUAACAGUUUUGAUUGGUUCGUUUUAAUUCUGUAAGCAAUGCUAUUGGUUCUGAACGAUGACCAAAAAGAACAUCUUGCUCUGCUCUCUAAUGUCGAUGAAGAGGUAGCGAAAGAGUUUUGUCGGAUCGCCGUCGAUUUUAUCAAAAAUGGCGUCAAUAUGAAAAAGUAUCACACAGCCGCGCAGAAGUUAAGUUUGGAAGCGAGGCUAAUACGUGAAAGUGUCGAAGCCAUCAUGCAUAUUUUAUCAGAAUGUGCGAAACUCGAGAUAAACGAGGUAGAUUUUAAAGACUCGGUUUUAGCCGUUGGUUUGUCACAAGAGUUAAACGAUUGUUUAUUAGAAUUUUAUCUGGAUAAUCGAGACAAAAUUCGUGGUAUCCUUGACGACAUGUCUCUAGUGCUGCCGCAUUAUGACGAUUUGGAGUGGCGGUUUGAUGUGCAACUAGCUAGCCGUUCGUUAUCUUGUCAAACCGUUCCGAAAAUUAUGAUGAAGUUCCAUUUGAAAAACGGAGUCAAAGAAGACAUUAAAGUGCUGCAAACGGAUCCAGUGAAUUUAUUACAUAUGACGCAGGUGUUGGAGGGAGCACUAGCUGAAAUCAAGUCGGCUCACUGUCGACGAAUCACGAGAAAUAUAAAAUAGUAACUGUU
Molecule: messenger RNA, 742 nt
Organism: Hydractinia symbiolongicarpus
Lineage: Eukaryota; Metazoa; Cnidaria; Hydrozoa; Anthoathecata; Hydractiniidae
Product: COMM domain-containing protein 2-like
Exons: 1
Coding region: 135-734 (199 amino acids)
Source: RefSeq, a predicted model, not a curated record